Messenger RNA from Daphnia pulicaria, 2735 nucleotides. RefSeq names its product chromatin assembly factor 1 subunit A-B-like. The coding region runs from base 237 to 2474 and encodes 745 amino acids. Gene Ontology annotation, biological process: nucleosome assembly. The record is from RefSeq and is a predicted model, not a curated record. Lineage: Eukaryota; Metazoa; Arthropoda; Branchiopoda; Diplostraca; Daphniidae. Gene Ontology annotation, cellular component: CAF-1 complex; nucleus. The transcript is spliced from 7 exons.
GGAGCGUGGCGGAAUAGAGUUUGAAGGGGUUGAGUUGAGAGUUAUAACACCCGGUAGAAAUUUCAUAGUCUUUACUCUUUAGCAUAUUAGCAACCACACGUGAUGACUAAGCAUUUUAAGUCUGAUCUGUUUACAUUUGUAAGUCUUAUGAAAGUUACCUUUUACGGAUAUCUACAACAAAAACACUUUUUACACUGUGACUUGACAAUUUGUCUUGACUCUUAACUGGCCAGAAAAUGGAUAAGAUUGCUGUUGUUGAAUAUGAAUAUCCUGAGAUAAUCAAAUCUGCUAAAACUGAAACAAUAAAAUCUUAUUCACUAGUGCCUGAGUAUUGUGAUGAAUCUUUUAGUAUUCAAGAUUCUUUGGUGGCUGGAGAUGAUCAGCAGGAAAGCGAGCUGAGUUGUGUAGUGAAUGAUGAGUUAGGAAAAACUCUGCCAGAUAGACAUAAACCUUUUGCUGAAAUGAGUAAAGCUGCUGAAGUUACAGGAGUCACCAUUGUUAAGACUUCAAAAUGUUAUUUACUUGUUGAUUAUUCUUCUUCUGACGAAUCAGUAAGCCUAACAGAUGCUUCAAUGGCUGCAAAUGAGGAUAGUGAGCUUGAUCUGUGUCGGGUAUUGAAUGAUGAGUCAGGAAAGACUCGGCCAGAUAAAACAUCCACUCUAAGGAAAGAUGUGCAAGGAAAGAAAAAGUUUUCAUUAUCCAAAGAAGAAAAUAAGGAGAAAGAAAGACAAAUUGCAGAGAAGAAAGCAGGGAAAGAACGCUUACGCAAAGAAAAGGAAGAGGAAAAGAAAAAGAAAGAAGAAGAGAGAGAAACCGAGAAGAAAAAGAAAGAAAAAGAAAAAAAGAUGAAGGAGGAAGAAAAAGAGGCAGAAAGAAAACGAAAAGAAGCAGAAAAGAAAAAGAAAGAAGAAGAAAAAGAGGCAGAAAGAAAACGUAAAGAAGAAGAAAAGAGAAUUAAAGAGGAAAAUAAAGAAGCUGAAAGGAAGAGAAAAGAAGAGGAGAAGAAACGAAAAGAAGAAGAAAAGGAAAAUGACAAAAAGGGAAAAGUUGAGGAACGGAAGAGAAAAGAAAAAUUUGCUCUAAAAUACGUGAAACAUGCCCCUGAUUUUCGAACGGAAUUUGAUACUUCUAGAAAGAAAUACUUGGAACAGAUUCUGGAAAAGUCAGAUUCUGAACCUUCAGUUGAUUCAAAUCUUCGCCAGUAUAGAGAAAAGAAAGGAAGAAGUUAUGGUGCUACUUGGCCACUCAAGGAUAAUAAUGUUGGAGUGAUUGACGAGGACGAAGCGGAAGCCCCCAUCAACAACGAAACCAUUGUAACGAUCGUCCAUCCAGUCCCUCAUAGAAUGCGACCCAAGUUAGUCCAGUUUUGGGAAAAUCGUCGUCCUGCCUAUUGGGGAACCUGGAGAAAAUCGAGUAAUACAGUGGGUCCAAGACGUCCUUUCGGCAAAGAGAUCACAUUCGAUUACGAUGUCGAUUCUGAUGAUGAAUGGGAGGAGGAAGUUGAACCGGGCGAAUCUUUGACCGAUUCCGAAGGUGAAGGCGAAGAAAAUGAGCCAGCCGACGAAUAUGAGGUAGACAAUGAAUUCCUUGUACCCCAUGGAUACUUGAGCGACGAAGAAGGAGAGGAGGAUGAAGACGAGAGAGCGCUAUCCCCGUCUGCAGCCAAAGAUAAACUAAAGUUAAAGGAAGAGCAAUUUGAGAGAGAGUUGAAGAAGAAGACGUGUUAUAUCAAACCCAGCUUGAUCGGUUGUUGCUGGUCGGAUGACUUUAACCCUAAUCCGCAGCAUCUUAAAGUUCUUGAGCGCUACGCACCGAUUGUAUUGUCUUCAACACUGCCGAUAGAACUGAAAAGUGAGGGUGAGGAGUCGGAUGACAACAUCAACAAGAAAUCGACUAAACGCUUAGUCAAUGAAAAGGAUAUACCUGACCUUAUUCGCGUACUUCAUGGAAGCUUAUACGGUAAAUCCACGAUUGUUCAAGAGUUUCAGUUGCAUUUGGAACGCAAUAGAGCCGGACAAAACCAGAAUGGUCCAUCCCAGAAGCAAAUAUUGGCCAAAAUUUCUGAAAUUGCUUCAUAUAGCAGAUGUACAGAAGCCGGAGCAAUGAGUGGAAAAAUUUGUUGGCUCGUGCAACCAAGUGUUCUUGAGCAUUACAAUCUCGCUGAAUUAUCUGUCAUUAAUGCUUGGGAAUUCGCUACCGAGACGAAAAAGCGAGGACGUAAGGCCUACGACUCUAGAUCUGAGGAGGACAUCCCACUAGCAAAGAUCCCGCGCGUGUCGCCCAUUAAACAAUUUGAUCAGCCAGCUAGUUUACCUGCUAACAGAGUUUCUUCAUCGCAGGAGAACGAGCUUCCAAAAUCGGGGAAAGAUUCAAAUGUGCCAGCUAAGCAACCAAUUUUCUCAACUCCUAAAGGGAAGAAAACGCAUCUCGUUGAUAAGUCUCCCAACAUCUGCAACCAAGAAACCCAAGAGUGAUACUAAAACAACUCCAUUAACCAAUUUCUUAAAGAAAAUGAGUGCAAAGAGGCACUGUCCAAAUUAUCAGAGAAUAUUGACGACUCAUUGGAUGGGAUCAAAUGUUUUACUUUUGAGUUAUUUGUGUCGUUCCUUUCGAGUAAUUUUAUGUUUAGAGCAUGUUUUUUUCCCCUGCAAAAUUUAUAUGUUGAUAUAUGGGAUGUAUCUUUUUUUCUGUAACCGUUGCAUACACCUAAAUUUCUAUUACACGGAUGAAAUAUA